Messenger RNA from Galdieria sulphuraria, 740 nucleotides. Its product is annotated as 20S proteasome subunit beta 7. The record is from RefSeq and is a predicted model, not a curated record. The coding region runs from base 8 to 712 and encodes 234 amino acids. NCBI's taxonomy places the organism in Eukaryota, Rhodophyta, Bangiophyceae, Galdieriales, Galdieriaceae. Gene Ontology annotation, cellular component: proteasome core complex. The transcript is spliced from 4 exons.
UAGUCCUAUGCAGCUUGUUGUAGACCCCGUGAGACACACAACAAGUCCUCUUGUUACGGGAGGUUCUGUUAUAGGAAUAAAGUGUUCUGACGGAGUAGUUAUAGCUGCCGAUACUUUAGCUUCUUAUGGCUCACUUGCGCGAUUUCAAAACUUCUCGAGACUUUUGAAGGUUACUGACUCUUGUUUGUUGGGAGGUGGUGGUGAAAUUUCAGACUUUCAAGAAAUUCAACGCCUUUUAGAAAAUCUCACCACCCAAGACUUUUGCUUUAAUGACGAGCAUAAAAAAAGCCCACGCUCAUUGCAUCAAUACCUAGGAAGAGUACUUUAUGCCCAGAGAAGUCGUUUGAACCCCUUUUGGAAUAGUCUUAUUGUCGGAGGUUAUGUCCAAAGUCAAAGUUUUCUCGGCAUGGUUGACUUAUAUGGCACCACUUUUGAAAGCGAAGUGCUUGCUUCUGGUUUUGGAGUGCUUUUGGGACUGCCUCUGCUCAGAAAGGCAUAUCGCCCUGAUCUUACCGUUCAAGAAGGUAUAAAGAUUGUUGAGGAAGUCUACCGUGUGCUGUUUUAUCGUGACGCUCGGAGUAUCAAUAGAAUUCAAGUAGCUACUGCAACAGUAGAUGGAGUAACAAUAAGUGAACCCUAUUCAUUAGAAACAAAGUGGGAUUUUAAAGGAUUUGUCAACCCUCGCAGUACUUAUGACGAGUCCACUUGGUAAAACAAAUAGUAAAACACUUCAUUUUGUA